This is a messenger RNA of Lipotes vexillifer (Yangtze River dolphin), 2330 nucleotides long. RefSeq names its product zinc finger and BTB domain containing 7C (gene ZBTB7C). Lineage: Eukaryota; Metazoa; Chordata; Mammalia; Artiodactyla; Lipotidae. Gene Ontology annotation, molecular function: DNA-binding transcription factor activity, RNA polymerase II-specific; RNA polymerase II cis-regulatory region sequence-specific DNA binding; protein binding. Bases 374 to 2227 code for a protein of 617 amino acids. The record is from RefSeq and is a predicted model, not a curated record. Gene Ontology annotation, biological process: regulation of transcription by RNA polymerase II. The transcript is spliced from 3 exons.
GCUCCUCCACUGCCCUUGCUUUCAUUUCUGCUUUACCUUUACGAAGGGGCUUACUUUUCGUAAUUGAAAGUGAGGCGUAAAGCGCGGCUAGUGAAAUUGGUCCUUGUCCCGCGCUGAACAGUACAGGUGGACAAAAAGGGGCUGCCUGCCAAAUACUUCUGGUUGGAGGGAGGGGUGGGAGUGCUCUCUCAAAACCACUCCUGGAAUGGCUUAACUCGCCCAGCACGAAUCAAUGACAACCUCCCGCCGGCUGCGGCAGGCUCCCCUGAGCUGCGCUGCCGCGUGAAUUCCCAGCCCGGGACCCUGGCGGCGCUCAGGACACGACCCGGGCACGAGCGGCGUCCCCGGGGCGGCCAGGGCUCUGUCUGAGAACAUGGCCAAUGGCAUUGACGAGCUGAUCGGCAUUCCCUUCCCCAACCACAGCAGCGAGGUCCUGUGCAGCCUGAACGAGCAGCGGCAUGACGGGCUGCUCUGCGACGUGCUCCUGGUGGUGCAAGAGCAGGAGUACCGCACCCACCGCUCCGUCCUGGCCGCCUGCAGCAAGUACUUUAAGAAGCUCUUCACAGCCGGCACCUUAGCCAGCCAGCCCUACGUCUACGAGAUCGACUUCGUCCAGCCCGAGGCGCUGGCCGCCAUCCUGGAGUUCGCCUACACCUCCACGCUCACCAUCACGGCCUCCAACGUCAAGCACAUCCUCAACGCCGCCAGGAUGCUGGAGAUCCAGUGCAUCGUGAACGUGUGCCUGGAGAUCAUGGAGCCCGGGGGGGACGGGGAGGAGGAGGAUGACAAAGAGGACGACGAUGAUGACGAAGAUGACGACGAUGAGGAGGAGGAGGAGGACGACGACGACGACGACGACGACGACGACACGGAGGACUUUGCUGAUCAAGACAACUUGCCUGACCCCCAGGACAUCAACUGCCACCAAAGCCCUUCCAAGACGGACCACUUCUCGGAGAAGGCCUAUUCAGACGCACCCAGGGACUUCCCUGAUUCCUUCCGGGCCGGCAGCCCUGGCCACCUGGGUGUGAUCCGGGACUUCUCCAUUGAAUCUCUGCUGAGGGAGAACCUGUACCCCAAAGCCAACAUCCCCGACAGGAGACCCUCCUUAUCUCCGUUCGCCCCGGACUUCUUUCCACACCUCUGGUCGGGGGACUUCGGUGCCCUCGCCCGGCUGCCCGAGCAGCCCAUGGACAGCGGGCCCCUAGACCUGGUCAUCAAGAACCGCAAGAUCAAGGAGGAGGAGAGGGGGGAGCUGCCCGCCCCCCCGCCGCCGCCCUUCCCCAGCGACUUCUUCAAGGCCAUGUUCCCGGACCUCCCCGCGGGGCCGCUGGGCCCCAUCAAGGCAGAGAAUGACUACGGCGCCUAUCUCAACUUCCUGAGCGCCACCCACCUAGGGGGCCUCUUCCCGCCCUGGCCGCUGGUGGAGGAACGCAAGCUGAAACCCAAGGCCUCUCAGCAGUGCCCCAUCUGCCACAAAGUCAUCAUGGGGGCCGGGAAGCUGCCACGGCACAUGAGGACCCACACCGGGGAGAAGCCAUACAUGUGCAACAUCUGCGAGGUCCGCUUCACCAGGCAGGACAAGCUGAAGAUCCACAUGAGGAAGCACACGGGGGAGCGGCCCUACCUGUGCAUCCACUGCAACGCCAAGUUCGUGCACAACUACGACCUCAAGAACCACAUGCGCAUCCACACGGGCGUGCGGCCCUACCAGUGCGAGUUCUGCUAUAAGAGCUUCACGCGCUCCGACCACCUGCACCGCCACAUCAAGCGCCAGAGCUGCCGCAUGGCCCGGCCCCGGCGCGGCCGCAAGCCCGCCGCCUGGAGGGCCGCCAGCCUGCUCUUUGGGCCCGGCGGCCCGGCCCCGGAGAAGGCGGCCUUCGUGAUGCCCCCCGCGCUGGGUGACGUGGGCGGCCACCUGGGCGGGGCCGCCGUGUGCCUCCCGGGCCCCAGCCCCGCCAAGCACUUCCUGGCGGCGCCCAAGGGCGCGCUGAGCCUGCAGGAGCUGGAGCGGCAGUUCGAGGAGACGCAGAUGAAGCUGUUCGGGCGCGCGCAGUUCGAGGCUGAGCGGAACGCGGGGGGCCUCUUGGCCUUCGCGCUGGCCGAGAACGUGGCCGCCGCGCGUCCCUACUUCCCGCUGCCCGACCCGUGGGCUGCGGGCCUGGCCGGCCUCCCCGGCCUCGCCGGCCUCAACCACGUGGCCUCCAUGUCUGAAGCCAACAACUAGGCUCAGCCUCAUCAACCCCAGUCCUGCUUCCCUGUCCCCUCCCAGGCCCACCUGCCCCAUCCAGUGGGUCUGAGCUUUUUAUUUCAAAAGAAAAAAGGAAAAA